AUGGCAGAUGACUCGCAGUCAAUUGAAGAAAAUGAAGUGUAUUUGCCUAAUGAUGAGCUCUGGAUCUAUGAAAUGGAUAGUGGGUUAUGGACAAUGCACCUGAUGGAAGGAGAGUUACCCACCUCCAUGUCAGGAAGUUGUGGGGCAAGCAUUAAUGGGAAGCUGUACAUAUUUGGUGGAUUUGAUGAUAAAGGAUACAGUAAUCGGCUGUAUUAUGUUAAUUUGCGAACAAAAAACGGAACCUAUAGGUGGAAAAAAAUUACAAAUUUUAAAGGUCAACCUCCUACGCCACGUGACAAGCUUUCCUGCUGGGUGUAUAAGGACAGGCUGAUAUAUUUUGGUGGCUAUGGCUGUAGGAAGCACAAUGAACUGAGUGACUGUUUUGAUGUCCAUGAUGCAUUUUGGGAAGGACAGAUAUUCUGGGGAUGGCAUAAUGAUGUUCACGUUUUUGAUACAAACACACAAACUUGGUCUCAACCAGCAAUUAGAGGCGGAGAUCCACCUCAGCCUCGAGCAGCUCAUACAUGUGCUGUGCUGGGAAAUAAAGGUUACAUCUUUGGAGGACGAGUACUGCAAACUAGAAUGAAUGAUUUGCACUGCCUGAAUUUAGACACUUGGACUUGGUCUGGAAGAAUUAGUAUCAGCGGAGAGAAACCAAAAGAUCGAUCAUGGCACACGUUGACUCCUAUAGGAGAUGACCGACUUUUUCUUUUUGGUGGACUGAGUUCUGAUAAUGUUCCUUUAAGUGAUGGUUGGAUUCACAGCAUUUCAACAAAUGGAUGGAAACAACUUACCCACUUGCCUAAGAGUAGGCCUAGAUUGUGGCAUACAGCCUGCCUUGGAAAAGAAGGAGAAGUGAUGGUGUUCGGUGGAAGCAAAGAUGACUUGCAUUUUAUGGAUACAGGUCACUGCAGUGAUUUGCUGAUAUUUCAGACUCAGCCUUAUUCGCUCCUCAGGUUGUCUCUUGACUGUAUUGGUAAAAAUGCAACCCUCCUACAGAAUCAAAUACCGUGCUUGCCAUCCAAACUUCUGCAGCAGGUGCUGAAAAAAAUAACCUUUUGGGCUGCAGUUAACCACCGGCAAGAGAAAAAAGCUGAAACUGAAAGACAAGGUCAACUUAAUACCACAUGAACGAUCGGCAGCAAAACUGUUAAACACUUUGUUUAUUUCCAGUGUACAGCAAAGUCUUUUGUUAGUGAACUUUACUAAUGCUACAGAACAACUGUAUGUUAUGCUGAGUUUCUAAGUGAGGUUUGAGAACAAAGACAUUCUUUUUAUGGAAAUCUCUUUUGUUUUCUGCAUUAUAGAAAACUGAUAAAACUUCAUUUGUAUAUAUUGUUAACUUCUGCUGUUGUGGUCUUAAUGAGAGAGUCCAUAAAACUUGUUCUUUUUGUAGGUGACAGGUGAUAUAAAAUGUUUUCAGUUUGAUAAAAUACGGCUUAAGUCUUAACUCUUAUUACAGCCUUAUCACAUCAGCAUUUCUGAACCGAUACAAUUAGUUCAACACAGUAUCUUUGGAAGGUUCACACUUGAUGUUCUUCAAAAAGAUAACUAAUUUGCUAAUAUGACAAUUCCAAAUCCUAUUACUCGAUUCCGCCACAUUCUAUCAUUCGAUUAGUUACUAAGAGCCAGCGAUUUUGCUCAAAGUAGAAAAACACUGUAGAACUUGAAGAAAAAGCUGUAAUGAGCAACAUUGCAGUUUGUAUGUGGAAGCUUUCAUGCUGCUCAUAAUAUGGUUUUGCUGUGUUUCUGUAAUCACUGAGUCCUUCUUAAAAUAGGUUGUAUAUUGUAUUUUGAGUGUGUAAAGUUUACAUUUAAGUCUUGUUUUUUAAAAAUUAUGCUUAUUUAUUGUUAUAAAAGAGCACUGUAGUUCUUGCUAUUUUUCCGUUUCAAAUAUUUAGUUAACGAGAGCGCAGUCAUUAAAAUUUUCUAGAGGGUU
Messenger RNA from Struthio camelus australis, 1939 nucleotides. The record is from RefSeq and is a predicted model, not a curated record. NCBI's taxonomy places the organism in Eukaryota, Metazoa, Chordata, Aves, Struthioniformes, Struthionidae.